Messenger RNA from Arachis duranensis, 2846 nucleotides. Its product is annotated as putative ABC transporter B family member 8. Lineage: Eukaryota; Viridiplantae; Streptophyta; Magnoliopsida; Fabales; Fabaceae. The transcript has 5 exons. The record is from RefSeq and is a predicted model, not a curated record. Gene Ontology annotation, molecular function: ATP hydrolysis activity; ABC-type transporter activity; ATP binding. Gene Ontology annotation, biological process: transmembrane transport. Bases 68 to 2788 code for a protein of 906 amino acids. Gene Ontology annotation, cellular component: membrane.
UGGAGUGGUACUUCCAGAUUUGAAGUACUUGACAGAAGCAUCAGUAGCAUCCACAAGAAUCUUUAACAUGAUUGACAGAAAAGCAGUAAUUGACGGUGAAGACACAACAAAGGGAAUAGUGCUAGACCAAAUUAACGGGAACCUAGACUUUGAACAUGUGAAAUUCACAUAUCGUUCAAGACCAGACAACCUCGUACUCAAUGACUUCAAUCUGAGGGUUGAAUCAGGUAAAACGGUUGCACUUGUUGGUGCAAGUGGGAGUGGAAAGUCAACGGCAAUAGCGUUGGUGCAAAGGUUCUAUGAUGUGGAUGAAGGUGUUGUGAGGGUUGAUGGUGUUGACAUAAAGAGGUUGCAGUUGAAGUGGUUGAGGGGUAAAAUGGGGCUUGUGAGUCAAGAACAUGCAUUGUUUGGGACAUCUAUUAAGGAGAAUAUUAUGUUUGGAAAGCUUGAUGCUACCAUGGAUGAGGUUGUUGCUGCUGCUACUGCUGCUAAUGCUCAUAACUUUGUUAGGCAGCUCCCUCAGGGUUAUGAAACCAAGAUUGGAGAAAGGGGAGCACUUCUUUCAGGAGGACAAAAGCAGCGAAUAGCAAUUGCAAGAGCCAUCAUAAAGAAUCCGGUGAUUCUUCUUCUUGAUGAAGCAACCAGUGCUCUUGACUCUGAAUCUGAAUUACUUGUCCAAAAUGCCCUUGAUCAUGCCUCAUUGGGCAGGACUACAUUGGUUGUUGCACACAAGCUAUCAACUGUCCGAAAUGCAGAUGUCAUAGCCGUUGUCAACGCCGGUUCCAUCAUCGAAAUCGGCACGCACAACGAGCUCAUAACCCAUCCAAACGGCCAAUAUGCAAAGCUAGCAAAACUCCAAACACAACUCAGCUUUGAUGAUCAACAAGAAAUAUCCAAUGCUCUUUCUUCUGCAGCAAGAAGCAGUGCUGGUAGAACCAGCACAGCAAGAUCAACAAGCCCUGCAAUUUUCCAAAAAUCACCAAUCCCUAUUGAUGAUAACACCAUAAACCCGGAAUCAUCUCUUGUUUCUCACCCUUCACCUUCUUUUCCAAGGCUUCUAUCUCUGAAUGCACCUGAAUGGAAACAAUGUUUAAUUGGUACUUUUUCCGCAAUAGCUUUCGGCUCAGUGCAGCCCAUAUAUGCCUUAACAAUUGGUGGCAUGAUUUCUGCAUUUUUCGCCGAAAGCCAUAGUGAAAUGAUUCACAGAAUCAGGACUUACUCUUUGAUUUUCACUUCUCUUUCUCUUGCUUCCAUCACACUCAACCUCUUGCAGCACUACAAUUUCGCAUACAUGGGAGCAAGAUUAACAAAAAGGAUACGGCAGAGAAUGCUUGAGAAUAUCUUAACAUUCGAAACGGCUUGGUUUGAUGAAGAAAAUAAUUCCAGUGGAGCAUUGUGCUCGAGGCUAAGCAAUGAGGCUUCCAUGGUUAAGUCCCUUGUCGCGGAUCGCGUUUCAUUGCUGGUUCAAACAGCUUCUGCUGUCAGCAUUGCAAUGAUCAUAGGACUCGCCGUGGCGUGGAAGCUCGCUCUUGGGAUGAUAGCAGUGCACCCACUCACAAUCCUCUGCUUCUACACAAGAAAAGUUCUUCUCUCUACACUCUCAUCAAAAUUCAUCAAGGCACAGAAUCAUAGCACACAGAUUGCAGUUGAAGCAGUGUACAACCACAGAAUUGUGACUUCAUUUGGAAGCAUACAAAAGGUUUUGACAUUAUUCGAUGAAGCGCAGGAGGCGCCAAGGAAGGAGGCGAGGAAGAAGUCGUGGCUGGCCGGGAUUGGAAUGGGGUCUGCUCAAUGCCUAACAUUCAUGACAUGGGCUUUGGAUUUCUGGUAUGGAGGGACAUUGGUGGAGAAGAAGGAUAUUUCUGCAGGGGAUGUGUUUAAGACAUUCUUUGUUUUGGUUAGCACUGGGAAGGUCAUUGCUGAAGCUGGAAGCAUGACUUCUGAUCUUGCAAAGUCCUCAACUGCUGUCAAAUCUGUUUUUGAGAUUCUUGACAGGAAAUCACUUAUUCCCAAGGCUGGUGAUUGCAACAAUGGAAGAAAGUUGGAAAAUAUGAGUGGGAAGAUAGAACUAAAGAACGUUGAUUUCGCCUACCCAAGUAGGGCAGGGACACCGAUAUUGCGCAAGUUUUGCUUGGAGGUGAAGGCAGGGAAGAGUAUUGGGUUAGUUGGGAAGAGUGGUUGUGGAAAAUCAACAGUGAUUGCAUUGAUCCAAAGAUUCUAUGAUGUUGAGAGAGGGUUUGUGAAAAUGGACAAUGUGGACAUAAGGGAACUAGAUAUUCAAUGGUAUAGGCAGCACACUGCACUUGUUAGCCAAGAACCUGUCAUAUAUUCUGGCACUGUAAGGGAUAACAUCUUGUUUGGGAAGCAAGAUGCAACUGAGAAUGAAGUUGUUGAGGCUGCAAAAGCCGCAAAUGCUCAUGAGUUCAUAUCAUCAUUGAAAGAUGGAUAUGAAACAGAAUGUGGAGAAAGGGGAGUGCAACUAUCUGGAGGGCAAAAGCAGAGAAUAGCAAUAGCAAGGGCCAUAAUAAGGAACCCAACAAUAUUGCUGCUUGACGAAGCAACAAGUGCACUUGAUGUUCAAUCAGAACAAGUUGUGCAAGAAGCAUUAGACAGGAUCAUGGUGGGAAGAACCACCAUUGUUGUAGCACAUAGGCUCAACACCAUCAAAGAACUUGACUCGAUUGCAUAUGUCUCAGAGGGUAAGGUUCUUGAGCAAGGAACCUAUGCUCAACUUAGGCACAAGAGAGGUGCCUUCUUCAAUCUUGCAUGCCAUCAAAUCCAAAAUUAGGUAGCAAUAAUAAUAACAAUAAUGUAAUUAUUAUAAUGAAAAUUUACAUGUCUUGUAA